GAAACUAUGAAAUGGCAACUGAGGCAAUAAUGGAUCUGGAGCCCCUGGAUGACGACAACAUGUUUGGAGAGGAAGUAAGUGACAAAGAGCUGUCAGAGGUGGAAAAGUCUUUGAGGGCAGCAUUUCAGAGUCAAGAUCGUGUUGAUGAGCCUCUCCCAAAGGAGGAGGAAGGAGGAGGAGGUUAUGAAGAAGAGGGACUAUGUUUUAGAUGAAGAGCCAAUCAUGGAACUAGAGCCUGAGAUGAGGGAAGAGCCAUUUCCAAAUCAAGAGAUCACACCAGAUGCUGCUAUCAUGGAAGAGGGGCCAGCGUUGGACAUUAUGGGGCAGCAAAUGUCACCUUUAGAGACCUAUUUCCCAAAUGAGGAAGCAAGGAUGGGAAUAGACCCUGAACCUGAAAAACAAGACUCUCUCACUGUGGAGAGGUCAGACAAUUUAAUGAUGCUGCAGCCAGAGAGUGAGUUUGUCAGUGUGGAGGAGUUGCCGCUCUUCAAGGAGCCAGCAAUGGAAGACAGUCCUGUUCUUGAUGGAGGUGUUAAAAGAGAAAAAAGGGAUUUGAUGACACAAGGAGGGGGGCACUGUUGUCCUGGUGUGGAACUGGAGCGGAAGCGUUACCAGUUCUUCAAAGGACCACUGAGGGCUGAAGAUGCAGAGUUCUUCUGUCAGGCACAGUUCCCUGGCGGCCACCUGGCCUCUAUCACAAGCCACCGCAUCCACAGAGAGGUGAUGAACAUGAUGCUGCGGCAAAAUGGGGCAUACACACGCACCUGGAUUGGUGGACUCAGAUAUUUGGAGACCGGACGCUUUAUCUGGUUGGAUGGAUCCCCCUGGGGAUACGCUGAUUGGCUGUCAGGGGAACCCAAUAACACAGUAAAUAAGGAGAACUGUGUGGAACUGCUGGCACUUGGAAAUGGGAAGUUCAAUGACUUCACAUGCUGGGAACCUCAGGCAUUUAUCUGCUCCUACCCUUAUCAGUGAAUGUACAGUGAGCUCUUGCCCCAUCUGCUUCUUUGUCCAAUAUGGAGCAGAGUUUGAUCCUUUUUCUUUUGGUUUAAAAUCACAUCUUGGAAAACAAAGGAACUGACAACAACACACUGACUUAAAGGACCAUAAUGCAAUUUAUGGACUACUACAGUUAAAUUAGGACCUCUAAAUAUGGUGUACAUUGUACUCGAUUGAUUUCUAUAACAUGUAAAUAAAGAUAAUGUGAUACUUUAA
Messenger RNA from Lates calcarifer (barramundi perch), 1215 nucleotides. Its product is annotated as low affinity immunoglobulin epsilon Fc receptor. Gene Ontology annotation, molecular function: signaling receptor activity. The record is from RefSeq and is a predicted model, not a curated record. The transcript has 5 exons. The coding region runs from base 145 to 975 and encodes 276 amino acids. Lineage: Eukaryota; Metazoa; Chordata; Actinopteri; Centropomidae.